UGGAAAUCUACUAAGCUAAUUUUCUUUCUUUACUUAAAGUUGUCUGCUAACAAGCAUGGGAACGGGAUGUCAAAUAAAGUGAUAAUUUUUCAAAAAAUGGAGGUUUCACGAUGAUUAUGUUGGGAGUAACAAAUUUUUGUCUAGCGUGGGAGUCAUGUCACGCCUAGCUGACUACUUUGUAGUAGUCGGCUUCGACCACGAUAAAGAGCGAAGUGGCUUGAGUUCUGGCAAAGUCUUACAAAGGUUCCCAGAACUAGAUUGGGAUGAUACACCUUUUAUUGAUGGCAUUGAACUUUUUUGCCAGCCACAAGGGUGGAAUCUGUCAACAGUACGUCAACAGCCGGCAUUCUUUGUAUCUGUGCUUACCGAUAUUGAUGCGAAUCGUCAUUAUUGUGCUUGUUUGUCUUUUAAUGAACCUGUUGCAAUCACACCUAGUAAACCUCCUGAUGAAGAAGUUGAAGAGGAAGCAGUGGAGCCAUCUGGGGGUCUGGUACAGCAUCAUUCCAUUAUGUAUGCUCCCAAAUGUCUGGUUUUAGUUUCAAGGCUAGAUUACUUUUCUACCUUUCGGAAUUGUUUAGGCAUAAUUUAUACUGUGUAUAUAGAUACAAUAUCUGUUCCAGUAGAAACAUUAAUUGGCAACAUAUUAGGCUGUAUUCAAGUACCUCCUCCAGGUGGACCACAAGUUAGAUUUUCAAUUGGUGCUGGAGAUAGACAAGCUCUCCAACCUCCUUUAAGUUCUACUCUUUCUGUAACUAGUACCACAGUAUUUCAGUUAUUUGAAGAACUUGGAAUUCACAAUGUUGUCACAUUAUUUUGUGCUGCAAUGACAGAACACAAGAUCUUGUUCCAUUCCAGUAGCUACUCUCGCCUGACUGAUGCUUGUCAUGCUGUUACUGCCCUUAUGUAUCCAUUUAAAUACAGUCAUGUAUAUAUACCUUUGCUGCCUGCAGCUUUAGUGGAAGUGCUAAGUACUCCUACUCCUUUUAUAAUGGGUGUUCAUUCAUCUUUAAAAAAUGAAGUGCUAGACUUGUUAGAUGUAAUCAUUGUUGAUUUAGAUGGUGGAUCACUUAUAGUUCCUGAAUGCAUUAAUGUUUCCUGCCUCCCUGAACCAUUGCAUACUCAGCUGUAUUCUCAUAUGUGUGGGGUCUUGCGCCCUGAAUUAAGGACAGCAGAUGAUGCAUUUCCCCCUGCUCAAACAAAUCCCUCUCAACCUCAUAUGCUUGAUAAAGAAAUAAGAGCAAUUUUUCUGCGCACAUUUUCCCAACUGCUUCAAGGAUAUCGUUCAUGCCUCACUAUCAUUCGCAUUCAUCCAAAACCAUUCAUAGCUUUUCAUAAAGCUGCAUUUCUUGGUCUUCAGACAUAUUCUGACUGUGACUUCAUCGUUAAAGUUCUUGAUUGCAUGUUUUUCAAUACAUUUGUUUCGGAAAGAGGUCCCCCGUACAGAGUCUGUGAUAUUUUUGAUGAGAUUUAUGCCAGUAUGCAAGAUACUUUAAAAGCUGAAGUUAAGGACUCCUCGUGUGUAAUAAAUCACGUUCAAGAAUUAGCCCAUCAACUGUAUUUGAAUGAAAAUCCAAAUAAGCAACAAUAUGUACAGAAAAUACCUAAACCUACUGAAGGAGCAUUUACUAGAAUUCAUCAACCUCCAUUUCCUAUAAUUGAUGCAAAAAUUGUAAAGGAUAAUAUCGAUGAAGGAAUGUCAAAACAAUCAAUCAGGGCAAAACUCUCUGCAAUUAAACCUCAGCAGCCAAGAAUAGUGCCUAUGGGACCUCAAGCAGCUUCUUGGCUUGAUAAUCGAGGCUUAGUUACAAACAGUACCAGGCGAUUAGAAGUCCUAAGAAGUUGUGUCAAUUGUAUAUUUGAAAACAAAAUAUCUGAUGCACGCAAAACUUUCCCUGCAGUUCUGAGAGCUUUGAAAAACAAAACAGCUCGCUUAGCGCUAACUCAAGAAUUAGCUUUACAUGUAACUGGAAACAAAGCCGUGUUAGAACAUCAGCAAUUUGAUUUAGUUGUUCGACUAAUGAACUGUGCAUUACAGGAUGAUUCUUCAAUGGAUGAAUAUGGUGUUGCUGCUGCAAUUUUACCUCUGGCUAUGGCUUUUUGCAGAAAGUUGUGCACUAAUGUAAUACAAUUUGCUUAUACAUGCAUUCAAGAACAUCCAGUUUGGCAGAAUCAGCAAUUCUGGGAAGCUGCUUUUUAUCAAGAUGUCCAGAGGGACAUACGAGCACUUUAUACUUAUACUCCUCAACGGACAUAUCUUACUGAUCGAGAGUCAGCAAUUUCACCUAUAAGCCCUAGAGAGUCCAAAGAACUUAAUAACAUAUGGAGCCGGGCUGAUAAUAGAAGUACUUUAUAUUCCAACAAUGGAUCCAACAAUUUAGUUCGACAUCCAGAACCUAGUGCUUUAGAGAUUGCUGCAGAACAAAUGAGACUCUGGGGAAAUUUAAGUUCAGAACAACAGAAGGAACUAAUGAAUAAUGAGGAAUCUACUGUUUAUAGUCAGGCUAUUCAUUAUGCUAAUAGAAUGGUGGCAUUACGAGUUCCACUUGAUGUCAGUAAAAGUGCCAAAAAUUCUAAUGAUCUCGAAAGGGAAAGCAAUAGUAAUAGUAAUGUAACAAACAGUAUGGCAGAGACUGAUAGCGUUGAUGCUGAAAGUGGAUUUGAAGAAGAUACUUCCGAAGUUGGUGCUAGUGUUAUCAAGUUUGUAUCUAGGUUUGUUGAUAAAGUUUGUACAGAUUCUGGAGUUACUGAAAACCACAUUAAAGCUUUGCAUCAAAUGAUUCCAGUGGCGGUUGCUAUGCAAAUGGAAUCAUUAGAAGCAGUUCAUAAAGAGAGUAAACGUCUUCCUCCUAUUACUAAGCCUAAAAUUUUAGCUCCAAGUUUGCUGCAAGGAGAAGACUUGCUGAUGGAAGGUCUCCGUGUCUAUCUGAUUCCAGAUGGAAGAGAAGAAGGUACAGGUGGCAUACUUGGAGGUCCUAAUCUUUUGCCAGCAGAGGGUGCUGUAUUUCUCACUAAUUAUCGAAUUAUUUUCAAAGGAACACCAUGUGAUCCUUUUGCUUGUGAACAAGUAAUAGUUCGGUCUUUUCCUGUGUCUACUCUUACUAAAGAGAAAAGAGUCAAUGUUCAACACCUCACUCAAGUUGAUCAGUUCCUACAAGAAGGCUUACAAUUGCGGUCUCAUACAUUUCAGCUAAUAAAAAUUGCAUUUGAUGAAGAAGUGACUUCUGAAAAUAUUGAAACGUUUCGGAAACUUAUCAACAGAGUUCGAUGCCCUCCUAAUGUGUUUCAUGUCUUUGCAUUUAGUGGUCAUCUUGCAGUGCCACAAACACCUCUUCACAAACAAAAGGAGAAAAAUGCAACUUUGAAAGUAAUUGCAAAGAAAACUCUUUUAAAAACAGCUAUGAAAGCAGGUUUUAAGCCAAAGCCUUCUUCAAGAAAGCAGAAAUAUGUUAUUCAGGGACCUCAUGAUUUUAGAACUCUACCUAGCCCUGGUCGAACUCCUUCAAUUGGAUUCGAUAGUGAAUCUGAUCGACCGUCAUCGUUAUAUGAAGAUGACUUAUCCAUGAUAGAAGAAAGUGAUCUGACUCUUUCAACACCGCACAUACCAUCCUAUGCUCAACAUAUGGAUUCAAAAACAUUAGAAAAACUGUCUGAAAGAAGCUAUUGUAAAGAUUAUCAGCGAUUGGGUUUAGGAGUUUUGAAUAGUGGAAACAACAAGCAUAAAGCUGAAGGAUUUAGAAUCUCAUCUAUUAACAGCAUGUACUCUGUAUGCCGCAGUUAUCCUGCUUUGCUCGUAGUGCCUCAAACUGUUUCUGAUGAAAGUAUCAGGAAAAUUUGCAGGUGUCAUAGGCAUGGCAGAUUUCCUGUAAUUACUUGGCGACAUCCGCGCACAAGAUCAUUACUAUUGCGAGCCAGCUGUUUUCAUGGCAAAGGUGUAAUUGGUAUGCUGAAAAGUCACCCAUCUUCCACAAGUGCUUCCAGUGAAACUUCAGUUCACCUUGAACAAGAGAAAUUCAUGAAUGCUAUUGUAAAUGCCACCCCAACUUAUAUGCACGAUAUGCAUGACUCAACGUUAAGCAUAACCUCUCUGGUUAUGGGUUCUGGUGGUCUAGAUAAUUUUCCAACUUUGACUCCAGAGAUUGCACGGAGAACAAAUCCUCUGCAGAAAGCAGUGAACACCUUAAGAUCUUCAGGUGGAAAAAGUGCACGUCGAGUUAGUACAAGCAAAAUGGAUUUCCUAAUGAAUAGAGGUGCUCCCAACUUUAAUGACUUUAGAUGGGGUAGUUUAAAAGAAAGAAGACCAGGAUCAACAACUAAUAUUGGCUCUGAAUUCAAUUCGAGGACUACGACGAGGCUAUCUGAUAUUCCUGACAUCUUAGAUACCACUACCCACACGUUACAUAGAGUUGCACUUUAUGUUUUUGGUGAAAAAGGACAAAUAAAGGGGAUCAAAACGGAAUCCUUUCCCAACUGUGAUUUCAUACCAGUUGAAUUUUCAGAAGUUAGGCACGUAAAAGCUAGUUUCAAAAAACUAUUGAGAGCUUGUGUACCUAGUGCACCAAUUACAGAUCCUGAUGAAGUUUUCCAUAGAGCGGUAGAAAAGUCAGAAUGGUUAAAUCAGCUUCAAGGCAUUCUACAAUUAUCUGGUGCUGUUGUUGAUUUAAUGGAUGUUCAAGGAUCAUCAGUCAUGAUAUGUCUUGAAGAUGGAUGGGAUGUUACUACACAAGUUAUAUCACUAGCUGAAAUAUGCUUAGAUCCAUAUUACAGAACUUUUGAAGGAUUUCGAACAUUAAUAGAGAAGGAAUGGCUAGCUUUUGGUCAUCGUUUUACCCAUAGAUGCAAUCAAACUGCUGCUACUCUUGCUAGUGGAUUUGCACCAAUAUUUUUACAAUUCUUGGAUGCUGUUCAUCAGAUUCACAGGCAGUUUCCAAUGUCCUUUGAAUUCAAUCAAUAUUAUCUGAAAUUUCUGGCAUAUCAUUCUGUGUCUUGCCGGUUUCGUACAUUCUUGUUGGACAGUGAAUAUGAGCGGGCUGAAGUUGGAUGGCUGUUUGAGGACCGAUCUGCCAGAUAUAGAGGAUUAGAUGGAGGUUCAGAUGAGGAGACUGGUUUUUCUCUCAAAACCAACUCUUUGACUAAUUCAACAAUAAAUGGCCCAUCUUUUUGGGAUUACGUUGAGAAACUUUGGGCUCGAAGUCCUAUAUUUUUCAAUUUUUGGUAUACUCCCUACAGUGAAGAUGGGGUUUUGAGACCUUAUUCUAAUAUAUCCAAUCUGGCAAUUUGGGACUACUACUUGGAAGAAGAAUUGGCUCAUGGUCCAUCAUAUGAUCUGGAGCUGGUUGCUAUGGAGAGACAAAGAGAGGAAGAAUCUGAAGCUGCGGAUGGCAGUUCUAACUGCAGCUCUAGAAGAAUUGUUAAUAGCUGUUAUGAUAAUAUUCAAAAUGUGCAACCUGAUUUCUUUACCCAUAUGUUAGAGACUUUGCAUAAUCUGGAGAGUGAACUUGGUUUGUUACCACAAAAAUGGCAAAUGCUUUGGGAAAAAGUGGAUAUUCCUGGAAGUGAUUCUCUCAUGCGUCAAUCGUCUUUUAGCACACAGAUGGUCCGUUCACACGGAAGAUCCAUUCAUAAACGCUCAACUAUUGAAAUUCUCGUCAGGGGCAAAAUGGUUGGUGAAGCUACUCAACCUCAAGUUUACUCUCAUCCACAUCGUUUUGAGAAAUAUAAUUAUACCACUCCAACUUACUGUGACUUUUGCUCUCAUGUCUUAUGGGGUCUAGUAAAAACUGGAAUGCGAUGUAUGGAUUGUGGUUACAACUGUCAUGAAAAAUGUUUGGAUCAGGUACCCAAGAAUUGUACUAAAUAUAAAACUGUAAGUGAUUCUGGUGCUGCUUCUACAUCUGUUUCCAAAGGUGGUAGCGUAGAGAGCUCCUCUGGUCCAUCAAGUGUUCCAGGUCUUCAGUCUAACAGCCAAUAUUAUGAUCAAUUUUCAUCAAAUGUUGCUGAGAAUAGAACCCAUGAAGGGUAUCUUUACAAACGAGGAGCUCUGCUCAAGGGCUGGAAGCAACGAUGGUUUGUUCUGGAUUCUAUUAAGCAUCAGUUGAGAUACUAUGAUGCUAUGGAAGAUUCACAUAACAAAGGUUUGAUAGAUUUAGCAGAAGUUGUAUCAGUAACACCGGCUACUACUAUACAAGGAGCACCAAAAAAAUCGGAUGAAAAAGCAUUUUUUGAUUUGAUAACUAAAAGGAGGACAUAUAAUUUCAUGGCAGCCGAUUGUGUGGCAGCCCAAGAAUGGAUUGAAAAAAUUCAAGCUUGCUUACAGUGAAAAAUGGGUAUUUUCUAAUCUUAUAUUUUUAGGGUUUUUUAAGCCCAAAACUCUAAUUACAAUACUGAAAUUUGAAUGCUACUGCUGAAGUUAGCACAUAAAUUGUUAUAAAUGUGAAAUAUGCUUCGUUGUGCCUCUAUUUGUAUCAAAUCAACAGUGAAGACGUGACCUAGGCCAAAUGCAUCUUCUUAUAUUGCCUGUCUAAACUAUGCAAUGAACAAUAAUAAAAAAAUAUUCUCUCAUUACGUAUGAACUUGUGAGGUAUGCUCAACUUGCGCUGUGCCAUGGUUCUAUCCCCUGUGUGUUAUUUUCCUUUUUUGCAUAGUGGUGUCAUUCAUCUGUUAAAACAUUCAUGUUCUUAAGCAUUAAAAACAUAUCUAAUUUAACUUCAAUUGUACAGUUGUUGCACUGAUUUUUGUCAAAGUAUAUUUAUUUGUUUUAAAGAAUAAAUUACUUUUUGUUGUAUUUUCACCAUAGGCUUUCUAUAUAUAGUUGUUUUUUCUAAGUGAGCAAUUUUAAAAUGUAUAGUGUUUAUUAAGCUCAAGUACGCUACAAGAUCAUGUAGGGUUUUUUUAUAUAAAGAAUUUUUUAUUUUGAACAUUUAAAAUUUCAAUUUGCUAUUUAUAUUUUAUUUUUAAAAGUGUUUAUCAAGUUUAUAGUUUUUUUUUAUAGUAGUUCUAGGAUUUUUCUAUUUUAUUAUUUUUUCUCCUUUGUAUUCUUAGAAAACAUGUACCCUAAUUCCUAUUCUCUGAAAUAAAGUAAAUUUUAAAUAUUA
This is a messenger RNA of Parasteatoda tepidariorum (common house spider), 7091 nucleotides long. NCBI's taxonomy places the organism in Eukaryota, Metazoa, Arthropoda, Arachnida, Araneae, Theridiidae. The record is from RefSeq and is a predicted model, not a curated record.